Molecule: messenger RNA, 1276 nt
Organism: Pogona vitticeps (central bearded dragon)
Lineage: Eukaryota; Metazoa; Chordata; Lepidosauria; Squamata; Agamidae
Source: RefSeq, a predicted model, not a curated record
GAGGGCAAGAUUUUCAUUGCCGACUAUCGCAUCCUGGAGGAUGUCCCAGCGGGGCUGAAUAACGGACGCCAGCAGCACGUGGCUGCCCCGCUGUGCCUGCUCCACCUCUCGGCCCAAGACCAGCUCCUGCCUCUGGCCAUCCAGCUGACCCAGAGCCCCGGUCCUGAGUCUCCCAUCUUCCUGCCCAGCGACUCUGAAUGGGACUGGAUCUUGGCCAAGACAUGGGUCCGUAACGCCGACUUCCACGUCCACCAGGCUCUCACCCACCUGCUCCGGACGCACCUGCUGGGAGAGGUGUUCACCAUGGCCACGAUCCGCCAGCUCCCCCUUUGCCACCCAAUCUAUAAGCUCCUGGUUCCCUACACGCGCUACACUCUUCACAUCAACACGUUGGCACGUGGAAGUCUAGUUCCGAAAGGUGGGAUCUUUGAUCAGGCCACUGGUAUCGCCUACGAGGGCUUAGUCAAGCUGUUGCAGAAGGGCACAAAAGCCCUGACGUAUUCCUCCCUCUGCCUGCCGGAAGACCUCGAGGCCCGGGGGGUGUCCUCGUUGCCCAAUUUUCACUACAAGGAUGAUGGUCUGAAGAUCUGGGCAGCCACAGAAAGUUUUGUCUCUGGCAUCGUUGACUUGUAUUAUCGAGACGAUCACUCUGUAAGUGAAGAUCCGGAACUCCAGGCCUGGAUCGAGGAGAUCUUCAACAGAGCCUUCCUGGGAGAGAAAUCUUCAGGCAUCCCUUCCUCGUUCAGCACCGUGAAAGAGCUGAAGAAGUUCUUGACUAUGGUGAUUUUUACUUGUUCCGCCCAGCACGCUGCUGUCAACAGCGGACAGUUUGAUAUUGGCGCCUGGAUGCCCAACUUUCCGUCUUCCAUGAGAAAACCCCCUCCUACCACCAAGGGCCAGGCGAACGAAGACAACUACAGGGAGACGAUCCCAGAAAUCAACACCACAUGCAUCAUCUUGAGCACCCUCUGGCUGCUCAGCGCCUUUCCGGGAGACAUGAUCCCCCUGGGGCGUUACCCUGACAAGUAUUUCACAGAGGAAGCCCCCAAGAAAUUGAUUUUGGCCUUCCAGAAACGCCUGAUGGAGAUUUCCAAAGAAAUUGGGAAGAGGAACGAAGUUCUGGUUCAGAAGCAUAACCCCGUCCCUCUCCGCUACGAAUAUCUGUACCCCCCUAUGGUGGAGAACAGUAUCUCCAUAUAAACUACAGCAGAAAUACAGAGUGUGGAAAUAAUGUAUUCACCUUAAAAUAAUUAAUUUUGUGUCCGCCGAAGGGAAA